UGCUUCAGUGCAUGUUGUGAGGUGUGCUCCAUGUGCUAGGCAUUACUUUGUAAUUCUCUAUACUUUAUUCAUAGUCCAAUAGCCGUGUUUUUUCCCAUACUUGAGACUCUUACAAUGUCCUUAUGUGGUGACGGUGUGAACCCUCUUGGUUGCUCUGCUUGAAAUCAAUAUUUUGGGGGUGAAAGUAGGAAAAUACAAGGUGAAUAAAAAAUGAAAAAUCGAACAGGUGGUGACACAAAAAUUUCUUAGAGGGCUUUUUCCUCUUUUCUUCCUCGUUACCCAGAGAGUGAGCUUAUUUUAUGGCGAAACGUGUGCUCUAUGUUCGUGCCUCGUGGUGCUUUAUACUAAUUUAAAACCUCAAUUAUUUCUCUCCGGUGUUUUCAUCAGCAUAGGAGUUUUGUGUAGGUACAAGGACAGUCGCAUUGGGUAAAAGAGGCUCUCAGAAGAAAAUUUCCAGUGUUUUUUGUGUCUGUGUGUAUUCUGUGAGAUUCACUAAAUAUUUAUUGAUUUUUUUCCGUGAAUUGUGCCUUCUCCAAAAGUUGGGCGAUUUCAAAAUUCGCAAUUGAGACACAGUCACGAAAAAAGCCAAUAAACUGGAAAAAUCUCCACAGAGACAUAAAUUGCCAAAUCACAUCACCAGCAUAAGAGAAAUACCGAAAGUUAUCAUCAAGCUAAAAGAACCGACUUAACACAGUGAUUUUAAACAAACAAAAAAGUCCUAAAAUAUCUUUCCAUCUAUUGCCAAAAAGGCAUCACGACGCAGAGAUUUAAUAUCGCAAUUAGUGUGUGUGUGCUUUUUAUGUUGUGAUUUUUGAGUAUUCGUAUAUUGAAAAAAAAGAAGUAGUCACGGCAAGAGAGAGCUUUAAGAAGCCACCAGAAGGCUAUAGAUAGAAGAAGCAUUAAAGAAAAAGAAACUAAAUUCAAAUGUUAAAUAGCCAACCACAAAUUCAACUGCUCUCUCAAAAAGCAACCUCCACGAGCUCUUCAAGUAUCACCGAUAUCUUCUACUUUGAUGAUUUGUCCACGGCACUGCAAGAGCAAGCGACAUCGUGCCAAAAUGGAUCACCAUCGUCCUUUGCUGCUGUACAGCAGCAAUUCAAUCAGCAGACGGAAAAACAGCUCAAUUUGCAGCAUCAGUAUCAGCAAAAAAUGCCCACUUUUGAUAAACCCGACAUGAAUACUUGUGAUGCCACAUACCACUUCAAAACUCUCGUGCCAGCAGUGGCGGCUGGGGCCAUUAUCGGCAAGGGAGGCGAGACAAUCGCCUCUCUGCAGAAGGACACUGGAGCCAGGGUGAAAAUGUCCAAGUCACACGACUUCUACCCAGGAACAUCCGAGAGGAUUUGUCUGAUCACAGGCUCCAGUGAGGCAAUAAUGACUGUGUUGGACUUCAUAAUGGAUAAAAUUCGUGAAAAACCUGACCUGUCGGCAGAAAAGUCCGGCGAUACGAAGCAAGAGCGUGAUAAGCAAGUGAAGAUUCUCGUGCCGAAUUCAACAGCCGGCAUGAUAAUCGGCAAGGCUGGUGCUUUCAUAAAACAAAUCAAGGAGGAGAGUGGCUCUUACGUACAAAUAUCACAGAAGCCGAAGGAUGUGACACUACAAGAGCGUUGCAUCACAAUAAUCGGCGAGAAGGAGAACAAUAAGUUGGCAUGCAAGAUGAUUCUGUCGAAAAUAAUUGAGGAUCCACAGUCGGGCACAUGUCUCAAUGUCUCCUAUGCCGACGUGAGUGGUCCUGUGGCCAAUUAUAAUCCCACAGGCUCGCCAUAUGCCUCGUCGCAGACAAAUGCGAUAAGUUCAAGUACGGCGUCGCUGAAUUCGGCGCUGGGAACGGCUGUGACUGGAGCUGGCUUACUGGUCAAUGGCACUGGCAUCAAUUUGUCAUUGAACUUGAAUGCCCCGAAUCCAGGUCCAAACCCAUCAGUUACCACCCAACUUCUCGAUCACAUAAAGGUUGCCAUGCGGAGUUCCGGGUACUCGGAUUCCGCCACGACGGAAGUGUGCGCCGCACUGGGUGUGCUGGCCAAGUACGGAGUUUUGGGGGUCGGGGUGGGGCUCACGCACGCGAACGGAGCUCACCCGGCCACGACGCCGGCACUCAGCUAUCUCGGCGUGUCGGCGAUCGAUCAGUCGGCGGCGGCCGCGACGAGUGGUGGUGUGUUCGGGGCGAUUGGCCAGGUGAACCUGGACUCAUACAUUGGAACGACGUCGCCCACACCGAGGACAUCCCUUGAACGGUAUGAUGCUGCUUUCGAUCCUUUUCGGCAUGCGGGUUCCCAAGCAGCAACACCAAUUUCAUUAAAUAAUAAUAGUUUCGGUUUGGCGACUGGUGGUGCAACGGCUCAAACACUCGGGGCAGCUGCGGCGCAAACGCUGGGAUCACUCAGCAAGAGCCCCACACCAGGCGACCUGGGUGCCAAGGACUCCAAAAAUGUAGAAAUUCCAGAAGUAAUUGUAGGCGCGAUAUUAGGACCCGGUGGUCGUAGUUUGAUAGAGAUUCAACGUGCAUCCGGCGCCACAAUUCAGAUAUCGAAGAAAGGCAUGUUUGUCCCAGGCACCAGAAAUCGCAUUGUCACCAUCACCGGUCAACCGCACGCCGUCACCUUCGCACAUUUCCUAAUUGAGCAGAAAAUCUCUGAGGAGGAGACCAAGAGAGCGCAUCAAAAUACACUGACGUCGGGUAUUAUGCAAUAAAAGUAAUAAUAAGACAAGAAUCUUCUUCAGUCUGUUGUACAUUACAAAUUUCACGACAAGUCUAACAUCAUUUUAUCGAUACACGGAUAAAUACCAAAAAAGAAAGACUCUUCAGUUAGUUGAGACGGCAAAUUAGAAUCAUUUUCGCAGACACUUGCUCACAAAUUCCAUAAAAAAAAUUUAUUUAUUCUUCACUCAAUGCCCUCCCUACCAUUGAACGAGAGUACCUUAUUAAUUUGUUACUUGCAUGCAGAGCAAAUCAAUUCAGUCAAGUAAAUCAUCUGUCAGAGAAUCACAUAAUGCUGAUAUUUUUUUAAAAUGUGAAAAGCAAAACAAAGAGAAACGUAAGAAAUGCCCAUUCUCACAUUUAAAUUAGUGGGAGGAAGACUUUAUACAAAGAGAAUAACUUAUAUUUUUCAAUAGAUAAUAAAUUUGUCGUUGAAUAAGGACUAUUUAAAUAGAUUAAAAAGACGAAACAGUGCUGUUGAUAAUUGUUAUUAUUAUUUUUAUUGUCAUAUAUAGUUGACGUGAGAGUGAUAGAACGAGAGCGCGAGUUAUAGAAUGGGAAGCCCUAAAAAUUACCAGAAUUUUAUAAUUGACUAUUAAACACUGAAGAUGUUUAUUUUUAAGGCAGGUUUAAGAGAGAAUGUUUUAGGGGCGUUACAGAGAAGGAAUAUAUUUUUUUGUUAGUCUUUUAUUUAGUACAGUGGUUGUAAAUAUUUCAUAUUACUUCUACAUUUUUUUUUUAAUGAUAGAGAGUGAAAAAGAAUUCGUCAUUUAGGGUUUACAUAAUAUACAUAUAUAGUUUAUGAUUUGUUAACAUUAUCCUUUGCAAAACAAUUCACGAUACGAGGUAUCUUCAUGAGAUAAUUCACUAUUUUUGUUAUUAUGUAUUUUCAUUUUUAUUCACUGUUCAAAUUGUUAAAAUCACACAAUGUUUUAUAUAGUGAUUUAAAAAAGAAAAUAAAAAACGUGGCAAUGUUUAUAUUUUGUCUUUUUUAAGAUCCUAAUUGCCUGGAAUAAGGAUAAUUAAGUUUUUUCGCAAUGAGUUUGUCGAUUUCAGUUGUUUUGAUUGAAGAAGAACAAAAAAAAACCAUUGUUUUUAAUUCAGCCAAUCAAAUAUGCGAGAAUUGAGCAACUUUUUACUUCGUCAUCAGAUUUAUAGCUGAUGCACAAUCGUUACCAUUUUUCAUUAAAUGAACUUUUUUUUACACCCUAUGUUAAAUAUGUAGAAGAAGAGAGAAAUGAAUUACAUUGUGGGUUAAUUUGGGACAGAGGAGAAAACGCUAAGAUAAUAAUAAUUAGUAAGAGUUGGGACUUUUAAGAGAUAUAACAGGGUUUCGCUAUUUUAGACUUAAUUGUUAAAUCACGUUUUUCUAAUAAAUUACGAUUAAAGGCCACUAAAGAAGGAUCUACAAUGAUGAACUGUUAAUUUGCAUAAAAAGUGACAAAGAUGAAAUCAAAAUUCAUAACUAAAAAUCACAAAAUUCCUUUCACUGUGAGAAUUAUUUGAAAAAUAUAUGAAUUCAUUGAUAAAUAAAGAAAUGCGAAAGUGAAAAUAGUGAAUUUCAACGAUAAAAUGAUAAAUUUAACCGGGUAUAAAUUCAUUGCACAAUGCAAUGAAUUUAGAAGAAAUGUCUCAUCGUUGAUCAUUUUUCUUCUAUUGAAAUGAGUGCCAUUAGAUAUAGAACAGUUGUUAGUUGACAAUUUGCAGUGGAGCCAUUUUUCAUGCCUAUUCAGGUGAAAAUACAUUGCCGGGUAAUACGAUUUACAAUAGAAGAGCCUUUUGCAGAUUUUUCUCGCUUGCACAUAGAGGAAAAAAAUCACUCUCGUCAUAGAUUAAUAAGAAGAAAAAAAAUACAAGCUUGAAAGAUGAUAAAUAGAAGAUGACAUAAUGAAAGAGAGAAAAACCUAAUUCUUCCACAAUCGUCGUAAGGAAAUGAUUGCUGAUAGGAAAAUAUUUCCGGAGAAUCAUACACUUUUGAGUAUUCUGACGACUCUCAGCUGUAAGAGAUGAUUUUUAUGCAAAUUUUCCACAGAAGUGCUCAAAGUACAUCGACGGAAAACUUACAUAUAUAGGGUUUACAUAGCGUUUAGCAAACAGAAGGAAUCCCAAGAGGAAUCUCUAAAAGAAAAAUUACACUUCAGUUCAUGGCUCUGAGCAGAAUCCUUUUGUUGAGCUGUUUUCUACAAUCGUGAAAGAGAGUUUUUUUGAACUAGCAAUUUAUGACAAAGGCUGAUUGUUAAUAGUUAUAUUCCUUUGUCUCACUCUGUUUAUGUUGCAAUAAUUUAAUGAAAUUCAACGUUUCCUCAAGAGUUGAAUUGUUUGUCAUAAAAUAAAAAAAAACUUCGGUGCAAAAAGAGAAAACAAUUUCCAGUUCAAAAAAAUUCAAAAGAACUAAUAGCACUUUUUAGGAAAGUGUACUUUAAAACAAAUCCUAACUCUAAUGAAUAUAUUGUUAGACAGACACUGUAGAAAUCCGAUAUUUCUCUUAAGAUGGGAGCUGAGAAAAUCUAGAAAAGAACUGUUGAGUAAAGAAAUAAAGGUAAAACAUGUAAUUAAAAAUGAAUAACAAUUUCAUGGUACAAGUUCCAAUUGGGAAAGGAAUCUUUCGAAAUGAUAAAAGGCAUUUUCAAUUCUGUGCCCUGUAAAUCAAUGGCUAAUUUAGGUGACAAAAGAUGCUAAACAUAGAUAAAGAUAGGAAAGUAGCGUAAAGGGAGAUUGAAUAUAUUACUGGUACUUUAAUGUGGGCUGGACUAAGAAUUCUGUAAGAAUACAAUUGUUUACUGUAGAUAGUGAGAGGGAAAAAAUUGAAAUUUGGGCAGAAAAAAACUACAACACUCGGCAUUUUAUGGAAAUUUUUCAAUCUUCAUUUCUUAUAAUGCACCCCAAAAAUAUUAUAUAGUGGAGAUAGUGGUAAAAUAGUGACGAGACGCACGUUUCAUUUGGCGCAGACAAUCGAUAUUUUUCGUUAUCGCACCUGAGAGAAAUUCAUAUUUGCCAGAACAAUAAAGAUGAAAAGGAUGAUUUAUCGAGUGAAUAUGUUACACUUCCUCAUGUAUUCGAUUGCAGUGCCGUCCAAAAAAGGAGUGAAAGAGGAGAAUCGCCAAAAGCUCAUUUAUCUUCGUCAUUUACUUUACGUGUAAUAAUUUACCACGAAACUUUUUACCGUAAAAAAAAGUCACACAUUAUGUUUCUUCACCUCUUCAUUUCAGAUCCAUUUUGUAUCUGAUAACUUAGCAAAACUUCAGUAGAGAUGAAAAACUGAUGAUUCAAAAAGUUGAAUACAUAAAAUGCCUUCAAUUGAAAUUGAUGAUGAAAGAGAUAUUUAUUACAAAUUAUAUUUGACGAUGAUUAACUGAGGUGAAUACUUACUGUAUGGUAAUUUUUAUUCUUACAAUUAAAUUAAAAUACUAGAAGAAACCAUAGAAAAAUGGUGGAAGAACAAGUAAUGGCCGAUGUGCAAAUAAAAAUGUACCUUUAGAUGAAAAGUAUGAGAAAAAAACACGUUAUAUAACUAUUAAAAAAACAAGUGAGGAGAAAAAAAAACAUAGAAAUAUAGCAUAAAUAUUAAUCACACACAUAUUAUAAAUCUACCAUAAAAUUAGCUGAUAAGAGUGCAAAGAGAAAAGUUUUCGUUCCAUAAAGAAGGCCAAGAAAUCGCAGCAUAGGAUAAUGUUGGACAAAACCUCUUCCGCGAUAAGAGAGUUUAAAUAAAUGAGAAACACAGCAAGCCUAAUUGAUAGGAAAAAUGGAAAAUUGCAGAGCAUGAUUGAAGGACGAAAUUGAAAAUCUACGUAAUCUUUCAAUUACUAAAUCUAACUGAGAAAACGACAUAAAAAUAAAAGUCACGGAACAGUGAAAAGUGUUAAUUGCAGACUUUAAUUGAGUUCUGCAGCAACACUGGAGAUUCUGUUACGAUGAAGCUUUUGCUUCAUGAUAAGCACGAGCCGCAAUGCUGCAUACAGUGGAGAGCAAAAUGAGUCGCAUUAUUCACAGAUUACAUCUUGCUCGCAGUGUAUUCGGCGUCCUUGAAUGAUUUUCACUGAAAUCGAGAAAUCUUAGGAGAGUGAAAAAAUCGUUAUUAUGUAUAUAACUACAUACAUAUAUAUUGUUAAAAAAAACUAUAAAAGAAAAUAUAUAAUAGAUUUUGAAUGUUCUGUGAUAUUCACUCACAUACAUGCAUGAAAAGAUGAAAAAAAAGUUAUUUAGAUGAAAGAAUUAAAUAAAAAAAGAGAUAAAUAGAUGAAAAAUUCACUAAUUUUGAGAAAAACAUUUAACAAAACCAAUAUUUUCCUCCUUCUCCAACACUAUUUAACAAUGAAAAAAAAAUCACAAAUGAAAUGAGAAAAUUAUACAAUUUAGUGAAAAGGAAUAUAACACUAAUACUAAAUAAAUAAUAAAAAAUUACAAAUUGUAAUAGGAAGACAAGAAAAAUAGAAAAGAUCGAAAUAAUUAUCCACAUUUCUUCUUCUCAAUAUUAGACUAUUUUAUCCCAUCACUUAUAAAAAAAAAUACCAGAAGAACGAUUUUUUAAAAAUCUGUAAAACACACAAAUAGAAAAAAUUCAAAA
Messenger RNA from Phlebotomus argentipes, 7265 nucleotides. It is a transcript of the gene pasilla, whose product is annotated as RNA-binding protein Pasilla. Gene Ontology annotation, cellular component: nucleus; cytoplasm. The record is from RefSeq and is a predicted model, not a curated record. NCBI's taxonomy places the organism in Eukaryota, Metazoa, Arthropoda, Insecta, Diptera, Psychodidae. The transcript has 7 exons. Gene Ontology annotation, molecular function: mRNA binding. Gene Ontology annotation, biological process: mRNA splicing, via spliceosome; regulation of alternative mRNA splicing, via spliceosome. Bases 925 to 2691 code for a protein of 588 amino acids.